CAUUAGUUUCUGCAGUGCAGAUAGUCGUUUAUGAAAAAGGAGCCUGAUAAUAAUAAUAAUAAUAAACUCAUAUUAACUUUGAAACAGGCAAACAUUGUGUACUGCAUGUCGCAAAGCGCGCGGGAGAAACGAUCUUAACAAAGUGUAUUGGGGGUAGGGAGGGGGCGCUUUUGAAAUAAUAUAGUCAGCCAUUUUUUAUGUAAGGCUUUUUUUCUGGAGGGGGGGUUGUUAAAAAAUAAAUAUAAGGGCGGCCAUCUUUGUUUCUCUGCCUCUGUGUAAAAUAUUCCAAACGCCCCCCACUUUGCCGAUUUGAAUAUUAAAUAAAUUUCAUAAUUGGCGAAAGGUCCGGGCUUUUUUCCCCUCUCUUUCGGGGCACAAGCGGCGGAAUGAUGUCCUCUCCGCUUCGGGAUUGUGAUGAAGAUGAGGGCAUGGCGGUUCACUCCGAGGGAGGAGAUUUCGAGGAUGAAGAAGACGAAGGAGCACCAGACGAAAACACAAGCGACAUAUACCCGCCGGCGGCGGCAGCAGAAACUGCAGCAGCGGCUCAAGAAGAUGAUGAUGAGUUGGUUGACAUCUUGGAAAAGAAAAUUGUGAAGAAGAAAAAAAGAGGGCCAAAGAAGAAGAAGGACAUUAAAGAUAUCAAGCCAACAAAGCCACGUAAACGCAAAAAAGUAGAGAGUGAAGAUGAGUUUGAAUCAGAGCAGGAUUUUGCGGAGAAGUCUGACAGCGCAGCAAGUGACUAUACAAACAGUGGGAAGAAACGAAGAAAGAAACAUAAAGAGAAAAAAGAAAAGAAAACCAAACGGAGGAAAAAGAAUGAAGAUGGGGAAGAUGAGGGCAAUAAAGUGGUAGAACAAAAGACAUCUGGCCAGCUGCUGCGGGACUGGGGACUUGAAGAUGUGGAUCACCUUUUCACAGAGGAUGAUUACCACACACUAACUAACUACAAAGCCUUCAGCCAGUUUAUGAGACCUCUGAUUGCUAAGAAGAACCCUAAAAUACCAAUGUCUAAGAUGAUGACUAUUCUCGGUGCCAAGUGGAGAGAGUUUAGUUCCAACAAUCCUUUCAAAGGGUCAGCCGCUGCUGUAGCUGCAGCGGCUGCUGCAGCAGCAGCUGCCGUGGCAGAGCAAGUCUCUGCAGCUGUCUCAUCAGUAACUGCUUCACCUGAGCAGCAGCCUCCUGUGGCUCCUAUACGGAAGGCCAAGACAAAAGAGGGUAAAGGUCCAGGUCACAAAAAACGCAGUAAAAGCCCUCGAAUCCCAGAGAAGAAAAAGCUGAAAGGAAAGAAAAUGGCUCCACUUAAGAUCAAGCUUUUGACUGGAAAACGAAAGAAGAGUAGCUCGAGUGAUGAGAUUGACUUUGAGGAAGAGUCUGAUUUAGACAACUCCAGUGUCCAUAGCUCAUCUGUCCGCUCUGACACUUCGGGCAGAGUGAAAAAAGGGAAGAGAGGUCGACCUGCCAAGAAGAAAAAGAAAAGUAGGCUUGAUGUUCGUCUUCAGUCAGCUGUUAUUGGAGAUGAUGAACCUGAUGGAUAUGAAACUGAUCACCAAGACUAUUGUGAAGUGUGCCAGCAGGGAGGUGAAAUAAUCCUUUGUGACACUUGUCCUCGCGCUUACCAUUUGGUAUGCCUUGAUCCAGAGUUGGAUAAAGCACCUGAGGGGAAGUGGAGCUGUCCACACUGUGAAAAGGAAGGUGUUCAGUGGGAAGCCAAGGAGGAUGAGGAUGAGGACUAUGAGGAAGAACUCGAGGAUGAGUGUGAGAAAGAAGAAGAAGAUGACCACAUGGAAUACUGCCGAAUAUGCAAAGAUGGUGGAGAGUUGUUGUGCUGUGAUUCUUGUCCUUCGUCUUACCAUAUUCACUGCCUCAACCCACCACUGCCUGAUAUCCCAAAUGGGGAGUGGCUUUGUCCACGGUGUACGUGUCCCACGGUGAAAGGAAGAGUACAGAAGAUUCUUCACUGGAAGUGGGGUGAUCCUCCAACCCCAACCCCUGUACCUCGACCUCUUGAUUCCAGUCCUGAUGAUCCCCCCCCAAAACCCCUAGAAGGUCGUUCGGAGAGGAUGUUUUUUGUGAAGUUUGCAGGGCAGUCUUAUUGGCAUUGCUCCUGGGUAUCAGAACUUCAGCUGGAGAUUUACCACUCAGUAAUGUUCCGAAACUACCAACGGAAGAAUGAUAUGGAUGAACCACCACCUUUUGAUUAUGGCUCUGGUGAUGAUGACAGGAAGAGUGAGAAGCGGAAAAACAAAGAUCCACAAUAUGCUAUCAUGGAAGCUCGCUUUUAUCGUUACGGAAUUAAGCCAGAAUGGCUUAUGAUUCAUCGGAUUAUAGGUCAUAGUGUGGAUAAGAAAGGUGGUUAUCACUAUUUGAUUAAGUGGAGGGAUCUCACCUAUGAUCAGUGCACUUGGGAGAAAGAUGAAAUGGAAAUUCCUGAAUAUGAAAAUCAGAAAGUUGCUUAUUGGGUGCACAGGGAGUUAAUGAUAAAAGAUGAUCCGGAUAUUCCAAAGAAAUUUAGGAGGCACAGAAAUGUUGAAGAGUCACCCCCCACUCCAAUAACUGAUCCAACAGUGAAGUAUGAAACACAGCCAGGUUUUGUUACAGAAACUGGUGGUACUCUUCACAUGUACCAGCUGGAAGGACUGAACUGGCUACGCUUUUCCUGGGCACAAGGUACAGACACUAUCCUUGCUGACGAGAUGGGGUUAGGCAAGACCAUCCAGACCAUUGUUUUUCUGUACUCUCUUUUUAAGGAGGGACAUACUAAAGGCCCAUUUUUGGUUAGUGCUCCUCUUUCAACUAUCAUCAACUGGGAACGUGAGUUUGAGAUGUGGGCCCCUGACUUUUAUGUAGUGACAUACACUGGAGACAAGGAUAGUCGGUCCAUCAUCCGCGAAUAUGAAUUUUCAUUUGAGGACAAUGCAAUGAAGGGGGGUAAAAAGGCAUUUAAGAUGAGAAGAGAAGCACAGAUUAAAUUCCAUGUCCUGCUUACCUCUUACGAACUUGUCACCAUUGACCAGGCUGCACUUGGCUCCAUUGACUGGGCAUGUUUAGUUGUAGAUGAAGCUCACAGGCUGAAAAACAACCAGUCUAAAUUUUUCAGGGUGUUAAAUGGAUAUAAGAUUGACCAUAAGCUACUGCUGACUGGUACUCCGCUCCAAAACAAUCUAGAGGAACUAUUUCAUUUACUAAAUUUUCUCACACCUGAGAGAUUCAAUAAUCUUGAAGGCUUCCUUGAAGAGUUUGCUGAUAUUUCUAAAGAGGAUCAGAUCAAGAAACUUCAUGAUCUGCUUGGACCUCACAUGCUGCGUAGACUUAAGGCUGAUGUUUUUAAAAACAUGCCUGCCAAGACAGAACUAAUUGUGCGUGUAGAACUCAGUCCAAUGCAAAAGAAAUACUACAAGUAUAUUUUAACUAGAAACUUUGAAGCACUGAACUCUAAGGGUGGUGGAAAUCAGGUGUCACUUCUCAACAUAAUGAUGGAUUUGAAGAAGUGCUGCAAUCAUCCAUAUCUGUUUCCUGUGGCUGCUAUGGAAUCUCCAAAAUUACCAAAUGGAGCAUAUGAAGGCACAGCACUGGUUAAAGCAUCAGGAAAGCUUAUGUUGCUACAGAAGAUGCUAAGAAAACUGAAAGAGCAGGGCCACAGAGUUUUGGUGUUCUCUCAGAUGACCAAAAUGCUUGACCUACUGGAGGACUUUUUAGAUUUUGAGGGAUAUAAAUAUGAAAGAAUUGAUGGGGGCAUCACUGGGGCUCUGAGGCAGGAAGCUAUUGAUCGAUUCAAUGCUCCUGGUGCACCACAGUUCUGCUUUCUGCUAUCAACCAGAGCUGGAGGUUUAGGAAUUAACCUUGCAACAGCUGACACAGUCAUUAUUUUUGACUCCGACUGGAAUCCACACAACGAUAUUCAGGCAUUUAGCCGCGCUCAUCGUAUAGGCCAGGCCAACAAAGUGAUGAUCUACAGGUUUGUGACACGAGCCUCAGUGGAAGAGCGGAUCACACAGGUGGCAAAGCGAAAGAUGAUGCUUACUCAUUUGGUGGUACGGCCUGGCUUGGGAUCUAAGACAGGUUCAAUGUCUAAACAGGAGCUAGAUGACAUUCUUAAGUUUGGCACUGAGGAACUCUUCAAAGAUGAGAAUGAGGGAGAAAAUAAAGAAGAGGACAGUAGUGUAAUUCAUUAUGACAAUGCAGCAAUUGAGAGACUACUGGACCGCAACCAGGAUGCAACAGAUGACUCUGAUAUGCAAAAUAUGAAUGAGUACCUGAGCUCUUUUAAAGUGGCGCGGUACGUGGUUCGUGAAGAAGAUAAGAUUGAAGAGAUUGAGAGAGAAAUUAUUAAACAGGAGGAGAAUGUUGAUCCAGAUUAUUGGGAAAAAUUAUUACGCCACCACUAUGAACAGCAGCAAGAGGACCUAGCCAGGAAUUUGGGCAAGGGCAAGCGAGUCCGCAAGCAAGUCAACUACAACAUUGCUGCACAGGAAGAUCAAGACUGGCAUGAUGAUGUUUCAGAUAACCAGUCCGAAUACUCGGUGGGGUCUGAAGAAGAAGAUGAAGACUUUGAUGAAAGACCGGAAGGCCGCAGGCAGUCCCGGCGCCAACUGAGAAAUGAGAAGGACAAACCCUUGCCCCCCUUGCUGGCAAGAGUUGGUGGCAACAUUGAGGUCCUAGGGUUCAACACAAGGCAACGAAAGGCUUUCCUGAAUGCUGUAAUGAGAUGGGGAAUGCCUUCUCAGGAAGCCUUCUCUUGCCAGUGGCUUGUGAGAGAUCUGCGUGGAAAAACCGAGAAAGAGUUCAAGGCUUAUGUAUCCUUGUUCAUGCGCCAUUUGUGUGAACCAGUGGCAGAUGGGUCAGAGACUUUUGCAGACGGGGUACCCCGGGAAGGUUUAUGCCGGCAGCCUGUCCUCACACGCAUUGGGGUCAUGUCACUGGUCAAGAAGAAGGUUCAAGAGUUUGAACAUGUAAAUGGGAAAUGGAGCAUUCCAGAGCUGAUGCCAGAGAUCAAUAUGGACUCAAAAAAAUCCUCUAGAGCCUCUUCACCCGCCAUUAAAACUGCAACCACUACACCAGACCCUAGCUGUUCUAACACACCUUGUACCUCAAAACCAGCUACUCCUGCCCCAAGCGACAGGAUAGAGAAGAAUGGAAAAGAUGGUGAAAAAGAGGAGUCUGAGAGUAAAGAAGAUAGAGAGUGGCCUAUUAUUAAGUGUUCAGAUGUUACAGAGCCCACAGAAGAGCAUGCCUCCUCAGCGUAUACUAGUGUCACACAAGAGGAGCAGACAGCCGUAACAGAAGGAACCAAAGAAACACUACUAAGUGAGCAACAGAAAUCUGAAGAAGUCAUGGACACUGAUAUAGGUGUUUCACUUCCACCAUUGAGACUAGAUUCUCCUCAGGCUUCUCCCUUUAAAGAAGAGGCACGUGAGUCUGAGAAGGUGGAGCAUAAAGCUGAAACUGCCACAAGUGAGACAGCAGAUCUGAAGGAGCAACAAUCCUCUUGCAUUAAGCAAGAAGAAGUCAAAUCUGAAAAAGAUAAUGGUAAAGAAGUAAAAAUGGUUACAGCUUCAAUAACAAAAGAAGAGGUUGGGAAAACCAGCAUGAAGAGAGAUGAAAGAACUGAACGGCCCAGGUUCAUGUUCAACAUUGCUGAUGGGGGCUUCACAGAACUUCACACAUUGUGGCAGAAUGAAGAGAGAGCAGCAAUUUCCUCUGGCAAAAUCAAUGAUAUCUGGCAUCGACGGCAUGACUACUGGUUGCUGGCAGGUAUUGUGCUUCAUGGCUAUGCCAGGUGGCAGGAUAUUCAGAAUGAUCCUCAAUUUGCAAUCAUCAAUGAGCCCUUCAAGACUGAGUCAAAUAAGGGAAACUUUCUGGAGAUGAAGAAUAAGUUCCUUGCCCGGAGGUUUAAGUUGUUGGAGCAGGCUUUGGUGAUUGAAGAACAGCUCCGGCGAGCUGCCUACCUCAACAUGACACAGGACCCAAACCAUCCAGCCAUGGCUCUCAAUGCCCGCUUUGCUGAAGUCGAGUGCCUAGCUGAGAGUCAUCAACAUCUUUCCAAAGAGUCACUAGCAGGAAAUAAACCUGCUAAUGCUGUGCUCCACAAGGUCUUGAACCAACUAGAGGAGCUUUUGAGCGAUAUGAAGGCAGAUGUGACACGCUUACCUGCAACCCUGUCCCGUAUUCCACCAAUUGCAGCUCGCCUGCAAAUGUCUGAACGCAGCAUACUUAGUCGUCUAGCCAACAAGGGCAAUGAAGCUCAAGCUCCUCCGCCUAUACCUCCGGGUCCUUAUGCCACACCGCCAAAUUUUGGAGCUUCUUUUAACACCACUUCCUCUGGAACACUGUCUGCAGGGAGUGGCAAUUACACACAAAUGCCUACAGGAUCCUUUGUGUCAGCACUCAAUGGUCCCAUGGUGGCAAUCAAGAAAGAGAAGGAAGGCGAUGGGAUUGAAAGAAGGGAAAUGAGAAGUGGAGAGAUCAUCUGCAUCGACGACUGAUACCCCAUCCUCUCUUUAUGCACACUGUGGCCUAGUCCUAUCCUGUCCUGUCUUGUUUCAUCCCCAUUCCAUUCCAUGCUUCCUAGCCCUUGCUCUGCCACUCUAAUCAUUGGAUACACCACAUCUAUUCCUAAUUCUGAUUCUUAUUCUUCACUUAGAAUUAAGGAGUUUUUGGCAGUGGGUUAUAAGAAGGUUGUGGGUGUUUUCUGGGGUUGGCAGUCUGUUCUUCUCAGCUAAACCUGAGAGUUCCAGUUGUGUCUUCUGGCAUUGUCCAAAUGUGUACAGUCCUAUUUAUCACAAACUCGGAGUGCUUGAGUUUGUAUGUAUUUCAGAAAUAGCUCAAUUCAGAGUAUUAUAUAAGUACCAUAAUAUUUUCCCUCCCUAACUUGCACUCCCUCGACCCUCAAAAGUGAAAGCAGGUCCAUGCAACUUAAAUCUACUUUUUAUGUAAUGUUACCAUGACCCUGCUUACUUGAGAACAUUAAAUAUUUAUGCAAGGUGACUGUUUUUGACUUAAAAGUAGCCCUUUUUUGGCAAGUAGCAAAAACGUAUAGUAUUGGCAACUGUUCACUAAAUGAUAAGGUGGUUAUAUGACCUAGUUUUUUAAUUUUGAAGACUAAGAAAGAGGCGCAUUAAGUAUUCAGUCAAGCUCCGUUAAAGAAGAAAAAAGGCAAGCCAUUGACAUAAAGCCAUAUUCAAUAACGCUGUUCUAUUGUGACACGGCACAGGAAGCAGCCGAGAGCCUUCAGCUGCACUGUACAGAAUGCACUAUAUAAUUUUGUAAAUAUGCUUUUAGGAUCAUUGUUGCACUGGUUAUGACAUGGUGAGUUAAAGCCGCUGCUGUCCCCAAGGUUUUCUAGUGGCAGAUGUCGUCCAGCUUAAGAGGUUGGGAGCUCAUUGAAAGGCCACAAGAUUCACCCUAGUGUGUUUUUUUUCUGUUUUUUAUUCAUUCAGUAUAUGGGGUGGGGGGGUUGGAUUAUUGAGUGUUUUUGCAGAUAUUUACAAAAAUGUUGGGAGGUUAAUAUUCUUCUGCAAAUAAUGCAAAACUUUAAUUGUACCACUAGUAUUUAUUUGAUACAAUAAACACUGAGAGGUUCUGCAGUUGAUAUCUUUUUCUAGAGGCAGUCUUGCUUGCCAUUUUCUGUUUUCAUUUUGCUUCUGAAGUCACUUGGAAAGAAGAAGGUACGAAACCAUUUCUUUUGUCCUGUCAAUUGAGUAAGUAUAUUUGUACUCCUGGCACUGGACAAAAUAGUGUACCAAAAAAAUAAAAUACGUUUUGAAUUUAUAAAGACACAAAAAAAUGUAACAAGCGUAAAUAAAGGGAAAUGAUCUUCUCUUUAUCUGUUUAAGUGUUCCACACCAAGUACAAGAAAAAUUCUUUGCACUGCUCUUUAGCAUUCCUCGUUUUGUCCUUUCCCAUUUCAUUGUGCCUUUUUGCCCAUAUCAGAUGUAUUUCUUGGGGCAGUGCUAGGUUUUACUAAAAUAGAACACAUCUUUAAAUGUUCUGUUGCAGUGUUCCACAUAGCAAUUUAACAAGCAAAAGUUUAUUAAGGAAUAGUCACCUUUACAAACUGAGAUCAAAAUGAUUUCAGUUGAAAUUGUCACAAAGUGAAUGAAUAAGACAAGUAAACUUUUCAGCCAGAAGCACUUUCAGUACUAUCAAGAUGAGAUUUCUGAAUAUACACAUGUAGUCAUUAUCAAAUACUUGAGGCAUAGCCAUUUACAAAGGGAUAACACAAUUGUUUGACCUUGACUUAAUGAGUAUCCUUUGUGCAAAGAAAGAUUUGCAUUUUAGUUACUGAAAAAUAUCAAUUUGAAUUGAAUGCUGUACAGUUUCUUGAUUUGUCUGUCUUUGUUAAUUCAUCCAAUUUGCCCACUAUAUUUUGAGUCUAGAUAUUCUUGAGGCUUAUUAAGUGGACGAUCAGCUUCUAAGGAGGAGAAUGUUAGAAACUGCAUUUUCAAACUUGUCUGCAGUAACAGUACACGUGUGAAAUCUGGCGCAUAGGCAGCAGGGGGAGUGGUGGGGUUUACAGUUUGUUCGCAUCUAAGCUUAAGCCAGGUGCAUCCUGUUGGUAUUGGUCACUGGCAUCCAGCCAGCCUCUGUUGUGCAGUGUUAUGCGAUUGCUAAGCAUUUAAGCCAAAUGUUAUGAACGAUCAUAUGUUCACUGUGCUUUAUAAAACUAUAUCAGGGAUAGAACCACCUGAGAUUCUUGUUUAAUAUAAAAAAGAAAAA
Messenger RNA from Erpetoichthys calabaricus (reedfish), 8715 nucleotides. RefSeq names its product chromodomain helicase DNA binding protein 3 (gene chd3). NCBI's taxonomy places the organism in Eukaryota, Metazoa, Chordata, Cladistia, Polypteriformes, Polypteridae. Gene Ontology annotation, cellular component: nucleus; NuRD complex; chromatin. The coding region runs from base 387 to 6482 and encodes 2031 amino acids. Gene Ontology annotation, biological process: chromatin remodeling; negative regulation of transcription by RNA polymerase II. Gene Ontology annotation, molecular function: ATP hydrolysis activity; histone binding; chromatin binding. The record is from RefSeq and is a predicted model, not a curated record. The transcript is spliced from 40 exons.